Messenger RNA from Tribolium madens (black flour beetle), 6162 nucleotides. Its product is annotated as sushi, von Willebrand factor type A, EGF and pentraxin domain-containing protein 1-like. NCBI's taxonomy places the organism in Eukaryota, Metazoa, Arthropoda, Insecta, Coleoptera, Tenebrionidae. The transcript has 22 exons. Gene Ontology annotation, molecular function: calcium ion binding. Bases 467 to 6100 code for a protein of 1877 amino acids. The record is from RefSeq and is a predicted model, not a curated record.
GGAAAUAAGGGCUUACCGAUUAUUGUUGAGUAGAAAAUUGCGCCCCAUGUUGUCGAAUAGUUAUGAGAUGCACUCGUACUUAUUUCAUAUCGUGGUGAAGAGUUUAAGUCGACUGAGUUAGCGUGAAAUUAUAGCCCGACGAAAGUGAGAGUUUAGAAAUCGCUGGCUGUUGUAUAACUGAAAAGACGACUUGAACAAACUCUUGUCAACCUCAUUUGCUUCUUAUCUCUCUUUCUUUCGGGUAAACAACGCGAUGAUCUCAAUACUGAGUUGCAAUUAUCACACUGUUAAUUUCGAUGGUUCAAUAAAAGAUUAAGAGACCUUUAAAAGUAAAAAUAAAAGACGCCGAUAAUAAGAAAAAACAAAGACAAACAUUGUAGCGCCAUGUGGUACGCAUAUGAUAACCAACAGUCAUAUCCCGAAGGAAGACUCCGGAUUAGAUUAGUUAGCAAGAGAGUUAGACACUAUGCAUUGCUAUUUCAUCAUUGUUGUUGUGUUAUUAACCUCGGCGAGUGCAAAUACCCAAAAGAUCAGUCUAGAAACUUUAAAUAAUUACAGUGAGUUUCUCAAUUUUGGAGUGAAAAAAGUCAAACUUAAAAAAAAUUCUCUUGAAAAUUCCAUCAUUAAAUCAAAAGUGGACGUCUUGGGGGACAUUUUUAAGAAAAAUAUCGAGAGUUUGAAAAACACACAAAAGCUGGAACUCAUUUUCCUCAUCGAUGGCUCGUCGAGUGUCGGCGAAACGAAUUUCAGAAGCGAAUUGAAGUUCGUUAAAAAAUUAUUGAGCGACGUCACUGUGGAUUACAAUCACACAAGGGUUGCAAUAGUCACCUUCAGUUCUUCAGUCAUAACCAAUAUUGACCAAAUAAGUGAACCACGAAAAGAAAACAACAAAUGCUUCCUUUUGAGCAAACUCCUCAGCAAAAUUGACUACACAGGUGGAGGGACCUAUACGUUAAAAGCAUUCGAAGUCGCAAAAGAAAUUUUCAAGCAAAGUCGUAACGACUCAGAAAAAGUCCUUUUCCUUAUUACUGAUGGCUUCUCAAAUGGCGGGGACCCAAUCCCUCUGGCCAAUGAACUAAAAAAAGACCAAGUCAAAAUUUUCACCAUUGGAAUAGCAAACGGAAAUUACAAAGAAUUGUAUGAGUUGGCCUCAACUCCGGGUGAAAUAUACAGUUACUUGCUGGACAGUUUCGAUGAGUUUGAAAGUCUAGCUCGACGUGCUUUGCAUGUAGAUUUGAAAAGCGGUGAGUAUAUCCCUUUAGGUAUAAACAGUCCUUGUGCCAAUUUAUGCGAUGACGGGGAUUGUUGCGACAAAAAUGCCCUUUGUACGUGUGGUACCACUACGGGACACUAUUCCUGUAUUUGCAAACUUGGGUACUAUGGUACCGGACUCAAAAAUUCAUGUUCACCGUGUCCUGUCGGUCAGUAUUCAGAUGGGCUUAAUUUGUGUCGCCCUUGCCCUGAUAUGCACCACACGACCACUCCACCAGCGUACAGUGUUGAAAAUUGCACUUGCAAGACUGGAUAUGUACCAACUAAAGAUAAUCGGUGCAAAAUAUUGAAAUGUUCCAAGAUGUCGACCCCCGAACACGGUUAUUUUGUCAAAAAACGAGACUGUGGAAAUGUUUUAAACAGUGCUUGUGGUGUCAGAUGCGAAGUUGGGUACACUUUGGUCGGAAGUAGCAUUAGAUUGUGUCAGAAAAACGCUACAUGGAGUGGCGAUAAACCAUCAUGUCAAGUGAAAACAUGUACCAAACUGCCACCUCCAGCUUAUGGGUCAAUGAUAUGCUCGCAUAGCGAUCUCGGAGUGACUUACAACGAAACAGAAGAAAAUCUACCAGUAGAUACAGUAUGCACAUUUACUUGUCAAGAUGGCAAGACUUUAAUUGGUUCGAAUCAACGCACUUGCCUGCCAUUGGCCCGAUGGGACGGCCUUAAGACUUCAUGCAAACAAAUCAAAUGUCCCAAACUACCACCUAUUAAAAAUGGGCGAAUUGAACCCAAAUCGUGUACCAUAGGCAAACAACCCUAUGGCAAAAAAUGCAAAGUUAUCUGUAAUCCGGGUUUCGUGCUUGAAGGCCCACAGGAGAAGACGUGUACCAGCAACCAUGGUUUAUGGGACACAAAAUUCGAAAGUACCAUUUGCAAAGAUAAAGAACCACCGAAGAUAGCUUGUCCGCAAAAUAUCACUGCGAGUACCCAACCGGGGAAAAAUUUCGGUACGGUUUCGUGGAACCAUCCCCAAGUUAGUGAUAAUGCCAAAAUGGAAGUUUCAGUAUGGAUGAAACCGAGUAUUAGAAAUAUUGGGAGUUUUAAAUUCCAGAUUGGGGAAACUCUAGUGACAUAUUUUGCACAAGACGCGUUUCAUAACAGAGCAAAAUGUAGCUUUUACGUCAUAAUUAAAGAUGAGGAACCACCGGUUAUUGACAACUGUGUAAGUCCACCGACAUAUCUCACCAAUGAAAAAGUCGGGGCUAACAUCACGUGGGACGAACCUAAUAUUUUUGACAAUUCCCGGAAUGUUCAAAUCAAGCAUAGCCAUGAUUUCGGGUACUUCCCCCUUGGUACUACUGUAGUAACGUACACCGCAAGUGAUGCUUACGGAAAUCGUAAUUUUUGCGCAAUUAAUAUAACAGUUGAAGAGGCUCAGUGUGAGGCUUUAUUGGACCCGAUUUAUGGUCAUAGCGAGUGUUCAUCGGUCAAUGACGGUAUGCAAUGCGUCAUAACAUGUCAAGAGGGUUACGCAGUACCACUUUCACAACCUCAAGAAACCUCAGAUGAUAAUCCUACACGUUUUAUGUGUAAUAAUUCAGAUUCGGUUUGGUACAAUCAAGAAGAUUUAAUGUUUCCCGAAUGUUCGGUGACAGAAAUACCAACCGAAAUUGAACAAAACGGUACCAUUAGUGUUGUAUCAGAAAUAGACAGUUGUAACAACACCGAAAAAAUAAAUGAUCUCGAAAAUGAUAUUAAAAUAACCCUUCAAGAAACAUCAUGUGAAGAAAACUGUACUGUAAACACUAAUACUACUUGCGUUGAAGAUACAGAAGAAGAAAAAACAAAUAUUAUUAAAAGGGAAACAUUUGAAGAGAUUCCACAUCGAAACACGAGUCGAAGACGAGGAAAGAAAAAACGUAUUAAUGUCAAAUUUCAAGUCAAAGGAAAAUAUGUAAAUCACACCCAAGAGCCAGAAAACAUCAAUUUAGGGUCACAUAACAUUUCCAUUCAUUACAACAAACCUACAUUUUUCUGCCCUCUUGGUUUCGUUCCAAGGAAAGGCAGAUGUGUCCAAUGUCCCAAAGGAACGUUUCAUAACACAACACGAAACCGGUGCCAAAGUUGCCCUUUUGAUACUUAUAACGACAAUUUAGGCCAAACCCAAUGUACAGUGUGUCCAAAGAAUCACUCGACACGCAAAGUGCAUUCGAAAAAAAUCGAAGAUUGCAAAGAACAGUGUCCCCCGGGAACCCACGCCCGAAAAAAAAUUUUCAGACAGUCGAGGCGAAAUCCGAGUGUGACAAUCGAGCGUGCUACACUGCGGCCAUAUUGCCGGUCCUGUCAUGUGGGUUUCUACCAAUCGGAUUUCGGUCAAUUGAGGUGUAUACCCUGUCCAAAAGGAUACACCACACUUGUCCGAAAAUCCACCAGUUUUAGUCAAUGUGUACCAACAGCUAUGGAGAUGUGCGCAAAAAACCCCAACAUUUGCAAUGCUGGUAAAUGUGUCCCUAGCACAGAGUUUCAAUACACAUGCGAAUGUCCCGAGGGUUUUAUAGGGUCCCAUUGUGAGCGCAAAAUGCGAAUUUGUGAUUCAAACCCGUGUUUUAAUAACGGAAUUUGUCAAGAAAUGAAAUCAAAUUUCAUAUGUUUGUGCCCUAAAGGCUUCACCGGAACAUUGUGUGAGGAAACAGAAGAGAAAUGUUUGUUGAUUUGUUUAAAUAACGGUACUUGUCAUCAUGACGAACCCGAUGAUUAUUUCUGUUGGUGUCCCCCUGGAUAUGGGGGUGAGACGUGCGAAAUAAAACUAAAUUAUUGCAGUAUAAAUAUUUGCGAAAAUAAUUCGACUUGUGUUGAUGAACUCAACGGAUAUAGAUGUCAAUGUUCGGAGGGUUUUAUUGGGAAACGGUGCAAUAUUUUGCCUUGUGAUUACAAGCCGUGUCAAGGAAACAGUAUUUGUGUGAAUGUUAUGGAAACAAAUGCCACGAAAAGUAGCUACAAUUGCGUUUGUCCGGAAGGCUUCAUAGGAAAAUAUUGCGAUGAAAAAAUUGACUAUUGUCAAGAUAGUCCAUGUUUAAAUGGCGGCAUUUGCUCAAGCCAAUCCUCUUUCUUCGUGUGCACUUGUCCGCGAUUUUUCUACGGUAAAAAAUGCGAAUUUCAACGCAAGUCCGACUAUGUUUUGCACUUUCAAAAAUUUUCCACGACCGAUUAUAUAAGACUGAACGGUUUCGAGCGGAACCUGACCCAAAUCUCGGCCUGUCUCUGGCUCCAAACUAAGGAUAACUUCAAUUACGGAACACUCCUAUCUUACGCAACGAAGAAUUAUGAUAACGCAUUCACUCUAACGGACUAUACCGGACUUGUGCUAUAUGUUAAUAAUCAAUACGCCGUCACUGAUGUUUUACUAAAUGACGGCUUAUGGCACCACUUGUGUGUCACAUGGACAAGUCCUAAAGGCCUUUUCGAACUUUAUGUUGACGGCAAAAUCAUCAAAAGUGGCUCAGGACUGGCCACCGGAACCCAAAUCGCAGGAGGCGGAAAUAUGGUCAUAGGUCAAGAACAGGACAUACUCGGAGGGCAUUUCAGCCAAUUAGAGACUUUUAUCGGCCGUAUGGCUUACUUUGACGUUUGGUCGAAACAACUGACAGUCGAUGAGAUUCAAUCACAUAUGACAGACUGUCAUGACAUGGCAUAUGGCGAUGUUUUCGGCUGGCCAGACGUACAAAACCACGUCGAAGGCAACGUCAAAAUUGAUAAUUCCACGUUUUGUGCCAAAUGCGAAGACCCCAAACCGGUCUAUAACGGCAUCAUCAACAUUGCCGAUAACAUAGCCUACUAUGAUUGUUACGAAGGCUUCUAUUUGAGCCACGAGGCAUAUAAAGAGGGUCGUAAGUGUACCAAAGCGGCAAAAUGGGAGGGAAUAUACGAGCCGUACUGUAAAAGGGUGUAUUGUGGUAACCCCGGUUACGUCCGCAACGCCUACUUAAUCGGCACGAAAUAUUAUUUCGGCGAAAGUGUAACUUAUAGAUGUUACGAGGGUUACAAUUUGAUGGGCAAUGGUACUAUUAAAUGUACUGAAAACGGUACUUGGUACCCUGAAAAACCCACUUGUGUGGGUCUGCAAUGUACGGCGUUCCAAAAACCGGAAAAUAGUUAUUUGACUAUUUUCGCGGACCAUAGUUACGAGGACUUCAUCGAAAAUGAAUCAACUUUCGAUGUUGGGACCCAAGUCGAGGUCAUCUGUGACCCAAAAACUAACAUUUCGGGCGAAAGUGUGAUCACGUGUCAGGAAAAUGGGACUUGGGAUUUUGAGCCGCCCAAAUGUCUUAACAGUGUGACACAGUUGAGCUGUGAUGUUAGCAAAAUACCCACGGCGCCUGAUAAUGGAUAUGUGAUUCUCGAAACGUUGUACGAGGUCGGGAAUGGUACUGGCAAUAUUAUUUUUUACAAGUGUCGGACUGGUUACAAGUUAUUUGGGGAUAAUUCCACGUCUUGUAUCAUCGACGGGUACUGGACUGAACCCAAUAUCACGUGCAGGCCGGUCGAGUGUCCUAUCCCAAAAUACAAAAACAUGGUAAUAAAUACGGAACCCGACCAAAACGGGAAAUACCAUUUUGGUAAUAUGAUAAAGUUGGAUUGUAUCGAUGGAUAUAAGAUUUUCGGCGAUGGUACUACCCGAUGUCUGGCUAAUGGGCGAUGGAGCCGAAUGCGAGCUAAAUGUUCCAAAAAAUCCUGCCGCAAGCCUUCAGUCAACGAGGCCACAAUCAUUGUUGGAAAUUCUUAUCUAUUCGAAGAUCAAGUGACACUGAUUUGUCCCAACAAAGGUCAAUACAUUUUGACCUGUGACAGCACAGGCACGUGGAUAGGAGAUAAAGAUAAGACAUGCUAAACUUUAUCAAAAAAUUUAUUAAAUGUAGAGAUAUUAUCAAAUAAAUGCUUUUUACGAGUUAU